This is a messenger RNA of Linum tenue, 1664 nucleotides long. NCBI's taxonomy places the organism in Eukaryota, Viridiplantae, Streptophyta, Magnoliopsida, Malpighiales, Linaceae. The record is from the annotation of a GenBank genome assembly.
UAGACUACAUUUCUAGCAAAUCCAAACUCAUUUUUCUUGUUUAUCUUAAUAAACUUAAGAAAUAAGAUCUAAUUGACUGGAAAUAUCACAUAUUGUCGCCACUCGCCAGGUGGUUUAAAAGAGAAGACAAAUCAAUGAUAAAGGAUGAAAAUGAUACCUAAUCCGAACUUCAACUGGUCUUCUCCAACAUGAGCCACAAGUACAGAUUUUUGGGGGACAGAAAAUAUCCUACUCUGCCACAUCCGCCAUUGGCUCCACUUGCCUCCUUUCACAUAGCCAUUUGGUAAAAGAAAGGAUCACAAACCCAAUUCUCAUUUAACCACAUCGAAUCUCCCAGUAUGGCUGCUGCUGCUGCUGCACUUCCUUCAAUUAGCUCUCCAACUUCUUCUUCUUCUACUACUACUACUGCUUUCAUUCAUUCUUCCAAGACAGGUGCUCGAGCCUAUGGUCCAUCCUUCUCAAAUGUCAGAUCAUAUGGUACACUGAAGGGAAGACUACCAAAUUCUCACAAGGCUAUUCCAGGAGGCAUUAAGAUCUUAUGUGCAGCAACUAAGCCUGCAAAAUCGCCAGCUGAAGAAGAAUGGAAGGUGAAGAGAGAGUUACUGCUGCAGAAGAAGGUGAGGAGUGUGGAGGUGAAGGAAGCUCUUCGACUUCAGAAAGAAAACAACUUUGUGAUCCUUGACGUGCGGCCAGAAGCUGAAUUCAAGAAGGGUCACGCACCAGGUGCGAUCAAUGUCCAAAUAUACAGGCUUAUAAAAGAGUGGACGGCCUGGGACAUUGCCAGGCGUGCUGCUUUUGCAUUUUUUGGCAUCUUUGCUGGCACUGAAGAAAACCCUGAGUUUAUACAGACUGUCGAUUCCAAACUUGGUAAAGAUGCAAAGAUAAUAGUGGCUUGCUCAGCAGGCGGUACAAUGAAACCAUCACAAAAUCUUCCUCAAGGUCAACAGUCCAGGUAUUUCCAACUCUUCCAGAUUCCAAAGUGCAGAUAUUUCACUUGUAUAUGAUAUACCUAGAGCUUGAUUCACUUGUAUAGUAAGAUAAAUGAUGACUAGCUAGGUAACUUUGUCUACCCUAUCCAUCGUUGAGGCGUCUGGAUAAAGCAUAAAUGUUAGCUUCUUCAGAGUAAGGUUAUCAAUGCUUUUGCCUGUUCCUGCAGAUCACUGAUAGCUGCAUACCUGUUAGUCCUCAAUGGUUAUAAGAACGUCUUCCACUUAGAAGGGGGUCUCUAUACAUGGUUCAAAGAGGGGUUGCCAGCUGAAGCCGAAGAAGAAUGAAGUAUCAUUGUGAUUUUUUCGCAGAAUGGUGCUUCAUGACAAGCGAGAAGUUGUGCACCACCUAGCAAAAGAAGGUUAAUGCUCCUGUAUCCUGACAAAUUAACAGACUGGUGGUUAUUGGGCUGGUGUAUCCUAGAAUUGAAGAUCUUAUGUAAAUGACAAUUCAAUGUCUGUUCAUCAUUCCCCUAGAUUUCAGGGGGGAAUAAAUCCAAGUAACUAGUUCAUUUAUUGGAGCAACUCCAGGAAAAUAACAUGUCAGCUGAAGAGCAAAAGAAAAGGAUGGAAUAUUUCUUGAAUAGGAAAUAUGUCAUUCAAGUAUAAAAUGUUUCGAAAAAGCAAAAGCUCUUGAAGCCACAUCUAUAAUGAAUAAAUGUGACAGCUUGUUCUGGU